Aspergillus heteromorphus CBS 117.55 is the source of this 840-nucleotide messenger RNA. RefSeq lists its product as uncharacterized. The record is from RefSeq and is a predicted model, not a curated record. The transcript is spliced from 3 exons. Bases 81 to 716 code for a protein of 211 amino acids. NCBI's taxonomy places the organism in Eukaryota, Fungi, Ascomycota, Eurotiomycetes, Eurotiales, Aspergillaceae.
CCACGACCACACGCCCUGAGAGCUCCUCCAAAGAAUAACAGCUGGUCGCCCGUCUGCGCCGCCGAGACGAAUCCGCUAGCAUGGGUCUCCUUUCGUCCAAGACCCUGAUCCAGGCACAUGCCCUGUUUCUGUUUGUGCUUGCGGUCUACCUGACAAGAUCGCCGGAGGUUGUCACCGAGUCGGAUGUUGUGUUCAUGCUGGGCGAGUUUCUGAACCUGGAUGCCUCCCCGAGUCUCUCCCGCCCUCAAUCUCCCUUCGCGCUCUGUGGUGUUCUCCUCGUCCUCGAGGCUCUGGUCGACCUCAUCCUCGUGACCAAGGUACCCCAGAUCAAUGAGGUCCUUGCCAUGGUCAAUGCCGCAAGAACGCAGUCCCCCUUCCCCUCUGCAGGGGCUAUGCGCACGAAUCCUGUCCUGGCCCGACUGGUCACGCUCUACUCGGAAAUCUGGACCAUACUAUCCGCCUCUCGCUUCUGUCUCUUCUUCGCCGUCUCCUUUUUCAUUUACCAGAGCAAGCCGUCGGCCUGGGGGAUGGAUGCCGCCAGUGUGAUGGGCAGCUAUGGGUCCGCGGGUGUAGCUACGUCCGGUCUGGAUCAGCUGAAGAACAGGGUGGUGUUUACAUACGGUUUCAUGGAGAUGAUGUUCUGGCUAUGGAUCUUCCUCACACUCCGGGAAGAGAGACAGGACGUAGCUGCUCGAUUCGUGGAACAUGAUCACUAGGACGCACCCGGGAUCCGGUAUCCGCAAUAAUGUGGAUAUUACUAGGUACAUAGACAUAGAGACAAUAGAAGAGAUGCCAGGCUUGAAACCCCUAUGAUACAUACAAUGAACAUGUCAAGCAAUU